GAGCUGGGCGUUUUGGGGGCAUAGGGAUUGCUGCACUUGCUGGCGGUGAUCCCAUGGAGCGGAUAUUUGGCUGUUUCAUGACACUAUUGGCGUGACCAUUCUCUAACUGCCUGGAAGAGAAGAUUUACAAUGGAUUUGAGAAACAUUCCCUACCGUUCGGACGUGGUUACGUGGAACCCAGAUGACUUAGCAGAAUAUUUUAAGACGUUAAAGUACAAGGAUUGUGAGAAAGUCGUGAGAAAACACAGUAUAAAUGGACAAAGGUUUUUGAAUAUGUCUGAAAAUGAUAUUCAGAAAUUUCCCAAACUCAGAGUACCAAUUAUAAGUAAAUUAAGCCAAGAAAUUAACAGAAAUGAAGGAAGGAUAUCAUUCUUUCCAAAAUGGGCCCAAACACAAAAGUUUCCUGAAAACCCAGGAUACAGUCAAGAAGAAGAUGACUGGUCUUCAUUUGAUGAAGAUGAUGACUACGAAAGCCCUGAUGAUGAUCAGGAAAAGGAAGAUGAGGCUGACUAUGAAUCACCAACAGAAGAACCCGAGGAAGCAGAACACGACAGUGAUGGCUAUGAGCCACCUCCAUCCAAUAAUGAUGAAGCACACCACAAUGUCAUAUUUCCUGCCAAGUCACUUGCCAACAACACAGAUUAUAUAGACAGACCUUCAACAGCUAGAUCAUCAAAUCAGCCUCCAGUACCACCCCAGCGACCUGGUCCAUCCCCUGUACCAGCUGCACCUGGGGGAAGAGGCACUUCUCUGCCACCCUUUCCUCCUCCAUUAAACAACAACGAUGUGAACAGAGAGAGAAAUAUCAAGCCUUUGAAACCCCCGGCUCCUUCUAUAGACAGAAGCACGAAACCCCCAUUGGAUCGUCCUGCUCCACUGUUUGAAAGAGAAAGCCCAGUAUCAGGAAGGAAGCCAGGCCUUCCUGAAAAGCCUCUGACUGCACAGCUAAGAUCCCUGGGGGAACAGCUAGCAAUGAUGCCAAAACCUCCUGUCCCACCAAGUGAUCGAUAUGAAAGAGGCAAUCCAUCUGCCUUAAGGAAGCAACAAGUUGUAAAGCAGGGUUGGCCAUCACAAAAAAAAAAUGAGGAAGAAGAAGAGAUUGCCCCCCAAAGACCAGUGCCACAGCUAUCUUUGCCCCCAUACAGCUCCAAUACAUUCCCUUCAAGAUCUAUCAAGCCUCCACCUAAGCCAGGAUCCAACAGUAUGCCUGGUGCAGAAAGUGCUAGCAGCCUGUCUUCAGGUGGCUCUCUACCGCCACGCUUCCAGCUAGGCAGCAACCACAGAUCUCCUUCAAGAGGCAAAGCAGAUGUAAGGCCUCCAUUGCCAGUUCCUAGCAGACAGACUGUUCAUCCAUCAAAUGCAGGGGAAGAUGAGGACUCACUAAAUGAUGAAUGGUACGUUGCUGAUAUUAGCCGGCCGGAAGCAGAAGCCGCUCUUCGAAAAAUAAACAAGGAUGGAACUUUCUUGGUGAGAGACAGCUCAAGAAAAACUGCUACUCAUCCAUAUGUACUGAUGGUUUUAUACAGAGAUAAAGUGUACAACAUUCAGAUUCGUUACCAGGAGCAAAAUCACACAUAUUUGCUAGGAACUGGCUUAAAAGGAAAAGAGGAUUUUUCUUCUGUAGCAGAUAUCAUUGAUUACUUCCAAAGAACACCCCUUCUUCUGAUUGAUGGAAAAGACAGGGGUUCAAGAAACCAGUGCAUGCUAAAAUAUGCUGCAGGACAUAUUUAAAUGAGAGCCUAAUGAGGGUCAUGUACAAGAUCAAAGUCUACUAUAGUCUUUAAGUCUCAGGAUAUUUCCUUUCUCAGUGAAUUCAAAU
Messenger RNA from Rhea pennata, 1819 nucleotides. RefSeq names its product lymphocyte cytosolic protein 2 (gene LCP2). Lineage: Eukaryota; Metazoa; Chordata; Aves; Rheiformes; Rheidae. Gene Ontology annotation, biological process: intracellular signal transduction; cell surface receptor protein tyrosine kinase signaling pathway. Bases 130 to 1731 code for a protein of 533 amino acids. The record is from RefSeq and is a predicted model, not a curated record. The transcript has 21 exons. Gene Ontology annotation, molecular function: protein binding.